CUGAGCCCACGUGGCUCGUGCCCCGCGAGAGCUGCUGCUGUGUAUGUUUGAGUUUCUUUAGCAAGAAUAUAAUUAUUAUUUUCAUCAUGCGUCCGUUAACAGACGAAGAAACCAAAACAAUGUUUGAGAAACUCUCUAAAUACAUUGGGGAGAAUAUCAAACUUCUUAUUGAUCGUCCUGAUGGGACUUACUGUUUCAGACUUCAUAAUGAUAGAUUAUAUUAUAUGAGUGAUAAAAUCUUGAAGUUGGCUACAAAUAUCUCCCGAGACAAACUGGUAUCUGUUGGCACGUGCUUCGGAAAGUUCACGAAAACACAGAAGUUUCGUCUGCACAUCACCGCUCUCGAUUUCCUCGCGCCAUAUGCUAAGUUUAAGGUGUGGGUGAAGCCGGGAUCAGAGCAGUCAUUCUUGUAUGGAAACCACAUCAUGAAGUCCGGCCUGGGGAGAAUCACAGAAAACACAGCACAGUACCAAGGAGUGGUGGUCUUUUCGAUGGCAGAUGUACCGCUGGGCUUUGGAGUGGCAGCGAAGACCACACAGGAGUGUCGCAAGGUCGACCCCAUGUCCAUCGUGGUUUUCCAUCAGGCUGAUAUCGGCGAGUACAUCAGAAGUGAAGACACUCUCACAUAAGACGAUAUAAUAUCUCCAGUGCUCAUGGAUUGUUCAUUACAUGAUUGGAUGUUCGCAACUUUACAUUCUUUUGGACAGUUUUCAGUGUUUAAACAAUAUUUGUUAUGUGACUUUCCAUUGAUUAUUUCUGUAUCAAAAAAAAAAAACUUCAACUUUUUUUUUUUCAUUAACUAUUUUCAUCUGAUUUUAAAAUGAUACAUGGCAGCUGGGUAAUGUCAAACCAAACAGGAUACAAAACUAGAAGAAAACCAGACCAAUCUUACAUAAACUAGAAAAAAAUUAUGUUAAAAAGUACACUAACUUGCUAAACAGGGUUCACGCACCUUUUGACCAAUUAAAAAAAAAUUCCCAGUGUGUCAACUUGUUACUGUGAAAGAAAUAACACUGUACAAUUUAUUGCCAAUGAAAUAAAUUAUUUUCGAAUUACA
Messenger RNA from Carassius auratus (goldfish), 1057 nucleotides. RefSeq names its product 60S ribosome subunit biogenesis protein NIP7 homolog. Gene Ontology annotation, cellular component: nucleus. Gene Ontology annotation, biological process: ribosome assembly. The record is from RefSeq and is a predicted model, not a curated record. The transcript is spliced from 5 exons. Gene Ontology annotation, molecular function: RNA binding. NCBI's taxonomy places the organism in Eukaryota, Metazoa, Chordata, Actinopteri, Cypriniformes, Cyprinidae. Bases 87 to 629 code for a protein of 180 amino acids.